Styela clava is the source of this 1936-nucleotide messenger RNA. RefSeq lists its product as uncharacterized. The record is from RefSeq and is a predicted model, not a curated record. Lineage: Eukaryota; Metazoa; Chordata; Ascidiacea; Stolidobranchia; Styelidae.
UGUAUCAUUUAUCACGUAGUUUUAGCGUAUAUUGCAAAAUGCUUUCCACGACUCAUUGGAUUUCUGCAUUCCUAUUUUGGGGAUUCGCCAAAAGUUUCGUCUUACUUGGAGAAGAAGAAAGGAAUCAAAAUGCCCUCAAUGUCUUUGCUGAUGACAGUCUUCCACAAAAUUCAUUGUUUUUUGAUGUAAUUCUACCAGAAAGCCAUGAAAUCAAAGCUAAAGGCUUGAAUCAAACUAGUGGUAUGAAUCAGUCUUCCAAUCAGAGAAAGGCAAGCCAUGUUUUGUCCAAAACUAUCGAGAGUGAAAAACAGACUCAAAAUGCCGGAACAAGUACUGCUUCAAAAACACUUCCGAGAGCAAGAUUGUCACAGAAAAAGAAAUCGAGAAAAAUGAUUAUAAAGAAAAGACGCAGUCCAUCAGUCAGGUACCCGACUCAGCCGAGAAGACGUGGGCUAGCCGACACAGGACUUGGGUUGAAUGGCGUUGCUUCUAAAAAUCCGUGGAACUCAUUGCCCCCUGAGAAACCGGGCAUUUAUAUUUCUCCAAUGCCCGGAUCUGGUGGUAUCAACGGAGACACCGCUGAUGAUUUGUACACUUACACGUUUGUGGAGGAUAACAAAUUUGAACUGAGAGGUUCUGCAAGCAUUAAUUUUGAUGGAGUCGACAAAUUUAGAAUCACUUUUGAAUAUUCCAUCACUGGAGACGGUAACGCAACCGCCCAUCUUGUGACCCCGGAACAGGAAGCCAAAUAUCCUGCAUGGGAUGAAAAUGGAAUAGGAAGCACCCUCUCGCGGCCAAACAGUUGUCACCUACAAGCCAGUGAAAACCGGACCGAACCGGUUGAAAAUUGCCCGACGAAGCAACCAAACACAAUGUAUCCAGUGCAGGGAGAUUCAGGGACGCCGCCUCCGAGGCGCAUCGGCGCAAGACGAUCUCGAGUGCAACCAGGAACAGAUACUCGCUAUCCUUUUCUAGAUGACCAAUACUCCUUUCUGACGUCAUCUCUGAUGUCACCAUACGGACCAUCAUUAUCUGAAUCGUUUAUAUUUCCUAAUCAGCCUGUUCCAUCUUUUAACCUGAACCCGCAGGUCAACGAAUACGUCAACAAAAAAUGUGACGUCACAACCUCGACAUACGUCAGAAAAUGGUUGUGUAUAGGACGCACUGCUCCACCUUGUUUUAUGAUGCUCAUGCAAGGCUCCAAGUAUAAGGUGGUAAAGAAGAUUUGCCCACAAAGGGUGUAUGCGAAGAAUUUGAUAUGAACACUCAACACCGAAACAAAUUAGGUGAUUGUUAUUCAGAAAAGCGCGCCGUGACCGGUGCAGCGUGUGAGGGGUAAUCACGCAUAUCUUUAUCGCGCCAUAAUAAUAUUCAUAAAACGUCAUGUUAAAAUCAUAUCAAAAUACCUAUGCUUCCAAUAAUAUUUUCAUAAUCUUGUAGAGGAGUCCUAAAAAGUUAAUUCUUUCAUUCCGAGAGUUGGGUAGUUGAUUACCAAACACUUCAUAUUUUUACCAUUCAUUUUAUCCAAACGGUAAUCCGGUGGUUAAGUGAACCACCAUGAAAUGACAAAGUUAGUAGCACUUUUUUUCGGCGGAAUCAUUCCGAAGUAAAUAUCACAAAUAUCAUUCUGAAUAUCAUGUCGCUUGCUAAACUUCGAUAUCGGCCAUGAAAUAUUGACCUAUAUUUGCGUUAUAUUUUGCCAUGUUUUAUGAAUUGAAGUUCCGACCUUAGGUCACAGACCUGAUUCAGAUACAGAUUCUUCCAUCUGCUUCAUAUUCUGUCUUGUAUUUCAGAAAGACAACGAUGACAAAAUUAUUAUUUUAAUGUAUUUUAUUGCAUUUGUAUAAUAAAGUGAUCGUUUAAUAUUUCUCGACAAAGGUAUGAUCACUUUCCACUGUCUGAGACAUAAAUAUAAUAAAGAAAAUAAUAAAUGGAA